Molecule: messenger RNA, 2419 nt
Organism: Physella acuta
Lineage: Eukaryota; Metazoa; Mollusca; Gastropoda; Physidae
Product: mucin-2-like
Cellular component (GO): extracellular region
Molecular function (GO): chitin binding
Source: RefSeq, a predicted model, not a curated record
AGACGUGCUGGAGCGAAACGGUCACGCCAGGCUAUUUCAGUCCAUGUGAACUCAAGCGUACAGCGUCAUGCUUGGAUUGUUAAGUAACCUGUGCUUCCUGUGUGUGCUGGCUCUCGUGCUACAAGACACGCUGGCCUGUGACCUUGGCACCUACCAGAUUGACCCAAGCAACGUGACCAGCUACCUCCAGUGUGACAACGGAGUGUGGUUGAGCAGGCCCUGUGCACCCGGCACCGUGUACUGUGGAACUGGCGCCACCUGCGACUACGCGUCUGCAACAUGUGACCAAUCGCAGUACACAACAACUGCUGCUCCUACGACCGUAACUACAUUUAAUCCGCCAACAACAACACUGCCCCCAACAACUGCUCCGCCCACAACUGCUCCGCCCACAACUGCUCCGCCCACAACUGCUCCGCCUACAACUGCUCCGCCCACAACUGCUCCGCCCACAACUGCUCCGCCCACAACAGCCCCGCCCACAACGACAGCCCCGCCCACAACGACAACCCCGCUCACAACGACAGCCCCGCCAACAACGACAGCCCCGCCCACAACGACAACUCCACCCACAACAUUACCUUACAGAUACCAUUACCUGAUCCCAAACCUCCUGUACUCGUCCACCCUCGGUAAACCGGAAAGGACGCUAGUAAUCACAACAACGGGCCUGGUCACGUGGGGAAUACCGACUCUGAUUUCCAUCACCUUUGUACCUUCCACAAACACGACCUCAGCAGCCUUGACCUUCUUCAACCCGACGUUUCAGCUUCGACUUCCGGAUCCCUCGCAGACGAUCUCAAAUUCCUCCGGCGUUUUCAACUCCGUGAUCGACGUCGCUUCCACCGAUGACGUCAGCGUGUUCUUCAUCCAGCACGUGGCCGCACGCACGUCAUCGCUGGCCGCCAUCUUGCCCACGACUUCCGCCAGGCUCUGGUACGUCGUCAUCAGCGGUCCACAGACUCCCAACGUAAACUACAACAUCCUGCGGUUUUAUUGUGUAGUUUUAGCAGUUGAAAACGCCACGAUCGUACAGGCCAAGUUCCCCGGUGGCAUGACGUCACCUUUGACCUUCACCUUGGAUGGGAUCGGGGUGACCGGCCCCAAGCAGGUUGGGUUUUCUAUGGACGCCCUGGAGGGAGUUUUGCUACAGGCUGGCGUGGAUCUGUCUGGGACUUUGUUGGAAUCUCAGAAACCUGUGCUGGUCUUUGCUGGCACUCAACAGGUCAGCGAUGACGUAGCCAGUCCGGAUGAGACGUGGAACACGGAGCAACUACUUCCGGUUGACGUUGCCGGAAGUGAUUACGUCACGAUACCGUCAUUCGACUCGUCGUCUGUGAUUACAUACAUAGUUGUCUCUAUCAUGGGAAACACAACAGUCGAGGUACCAGAGCUUCUAGACUAUUCCUCUCCCGGCCGCAGCUUCUUAACCAGCCCAGGGGAUAUCCUCCAGUUCCGUCUGACGCCCACCCAGAGGUUCCACCUCAUCAGAUCCGACCGGCCAGUCCUGCUGACGCAAGUCACCGAGUCAGUCAACGCGUCAGUCACCCAUGACUUGAGCUCCUGCGCAGUCAACCUGUUACCACGAGCUGCCUGGGCCAGUAACUACUCCUGGACGACGCCAUCUUUUCUUUACAACGCUUCCGGUUUCUCGGCUUACCUCUUCGUCGUCAUGCACGCCAACGCGACGUCACAGUUCCGGGUCAACGGCUCGGCCGUGACCUCAGUCACGUGGGUGAAUGUUUCUUCCGGUUUGAAGGAGAGUGGAUUAGUGGGCGGUUACCUAAAGAUUGACGUCUUUCAUCAUUGGAUAGAUACUAACCAAUCAAAUGCGAGAUUCGCUGCUUACCUGUACAUUUCCGGUACGGGGAUAAAAAUGUGUACAUCCUUAGCUCAUCUUAACAAGCAGAAUGUUUCAAACCUAGUGGUCAACUGGUCGUAUGCAGUUCAGCAACAAAUUCAAUACGGCUUUGACGAAAUCUCCACAACCACAACAGACGUCACGACUUUUGAGUCUACGUAUAGCACCCUGCAGACGACCUCUAGCGACGUGUCUACAUAUAAAACCGACCCGACGACAUCCGGCGGUGACGUCACCGUACCGGAAACGACUUCGAGUAGUAAUCCCAACAGCACUUCCGAGUGCGACCUAUGGGUUGCGACUUCCGCCAAGUUGAACCUAACACAGUCGGAAAAGGAUGAGUUGCUGGCCAAAAUAAAAACGUACCUGUUCGUCAACCCUAAGGACACGUCGGCCUACAGGAGGACUCUGGAGUCCACCCCCGACAACAGACCGGUCAGUACCGGAAUAGGAAUCUCUGGGAUAAUGUUCCUGGUUUCGGUUGGCCUGUGUUUGUUGAUUUCCGACUUGAUAAAUGUUAUUUCCUGUUUUAAACAAAGCAGCCAAUCAAAGAGGUGA